AUGAAGCGUCCAGCAAUAUCGUUGACCUUUCUCUCGCUCCUCAGCGCCCAGGUGCUGGGGAAAAUGAUUUUCCCCGACUGCGUUAAUGGGCCUGGAAUCUUGACGGGGAAUCUUGUCUGCAACACAUCUGCUAGUCCCUCAGAGAGGGCAACAGCCCUCAUCAGUGCUUGGAAUAUUACAGAGAAAUUGGUUAAUCUCGUGGACAAGAGCCUUGGGGCACCGCGUCUGGGAUUAGGCGCCUACGACUGGUGGAACGAAGCCCUUCAUGGCCUCGGAUUUUCUCCCGGGGUGGGAUUUGCACAGUCAGGAGAAUUUUCUCAUGCUACCUCCUUCCCUAGCCCGAUCCUAUUGUCGGCGGCAUUCGACGACGACUUAGUCCAUGCUGUAGCCGAAGUCAUUAGCACCGAAGCUCGAGCAUACAGCAAUUCGGGACAUGCAGGCCUCGACUAUUGGACGCCGAAUAUCAACCCCUAUAAAGAUCCAAGGUGGGGACGAGGUUCCGAAACCCCAGGCGAGGACCCGUUUCGCAUCAAGGGUUAUGUCAAGGCCUUGAUAGAUGGCCUGCAAGGCAAAGAGAAUGUCACAAAAGUGAUAGCGACUUGCAAGCAUUAUGCGGCGUACGACCUCGAGUACUGGGGAGGUAUAAAGAGAUACGAGUUUGACGCAAUCGUCGGAAUGCAGGAUCUAGUAGAAUAUUACCUCCCUCCGUUCCAGCAGUGCGCGCGAGACUCCAAGGUAAAAUCGAUCAUGUGCUCUUACAAUGCUGUCAACGGAACACCCGCUUGCGCUUCUACGUACUUAAUGGGGACAGUCCUUCGCGACUUUUGGGAGUGGAACGACGAGAGCCAGUACAUUACUAGCGAUUGCAAUGCCAUCUUAAACUUCCACGAGGACCACAACUACACGACCACGGCAGCGCAAUCGGCAGCAAUAUCUCUGAUCUCCGGAACGGAUAGUAUAUGUGAAGUCGGCAGCAACACCGAUGUCACUGGAGCAUGGAAUCAAACUCUACUACCAGAAAAGGUCAUCGACCAAGCACUUCGACGCAUGUACGAAGGACUUAUCCGCGCAGGAUACUUUGAUCCUCCAGACGCUACUCCAUACCGGUCUUUAUCUUGGAAAGAUGUCAACACCCCCGAAUCCCAAGCUCUUGCCAUUCGAUCCGCCGCCGAAAGUAUCGUACUAAAGAAGAACGAUGGGAUUUUGCCCUUAAAAGUCGACAAUGCCACUUCGGUCGCCUUGAUAGGUUUCUGGUCGGACGCUGGAAACUAUGCUAUGCUCGGCGGAUAUGCCGGGAUUCCAUCUUAUCUUCAUGGUCCACUACAAGCAGCACAGAAACUUGGGUUCCAUGCAGUAAAUGCUACCGGUCCUAUUAAACAGAACACCUCGGACCCGGAUACGUGGACUGAAGCCGCUCUAGAAGUCGCAAAUAAGUCAGAUAUCGUGAUAUACUUUGGUGGGAACGACAUGACGAUAGAAGCAGAGGAGCUCGAUCGAUUCUCUAUCGCUUGGCCCAGCGCCCAGUUUGCUUUGAUUCAGAAGCUUAGCGCGUUGGGCAAGCCAUUUAUCGUCGUCGAGCUAGGCGAUCAAAAUGAUGACUCGCCGCUUCUUAGUGAUGAUAAUGUCAACGCUAUUCUAUGGGCGGGUUUCCCCGGUCAGGAUGGAGGCACGGCCGUCUUUGACGUUUUAACUGGUAAGACGGCGCCAGCUGGUCGACUGCCCACCACUCUGUACCCUGCAGGCUACGUAGAUCAGGUUCCGAUGACAGACAUGAGUCUUCGCCCGAGCGAGACAAACCCUGGAAGAACGUAUAAGUGGUACGACGAGGCCGUAUUACCCUUCGGGUUCGGUUUGCAUUACACUACGUUCGAACCCUCAUUCGCAUCCGAUGCUUUUGUGGGAAAAACGUAUAAUAUCAGCGAGCUGCUUGCUGCGUGUAGCGCGAAAUACUUGGACCUCUGUCCCUUCGAGACUGUAGGCAUCUCUGUUAAGAACAUAGGAAACGUGACCUCGGACUUCGUCGCCUUAGCUUUCCUCUCUGGAGAAUACGGGCCUGUUCCCCACCCGAUCAAGGAGCUUGCUGCAUACACACGUGUUAAGGGGGUAAAGCCAGGAGAAGCAAAAGAGGCCAAGUUGGGCUUGACAUUAGGGGAUUUGGCUCGCGUGGACGAGCGAGGAAAUACUAUACUGUAUCCUGGAACGUAUAAUUUUCUGCUCGACGUGCCGACACAGGCCACCACCAGUUUCGAGUUGACUGGCGAUCCUAAAGUGUUGAUCGAGUUCCCACAGCCGCCGACUGAUCUUGGGGAAGGUAAUGGGCACGAGAAGUAUUCGCCGAAAUGAGCACCCCUAACACACGAUUCUCCUCUAAGUCAACUCACAGG
This is a messenger RNA of Daldinia loculata, 2384 nucleotides long. Its product is annotated as glycoside hydrolase family 3 protein. Gene Ontology annotation, molecular function: xylan 1,4-beta-xylosidase activity; alpha-L-arabinofuranosidase activity. The transcript has 2 exons. Bases 1 to 2343 code for a protein of 780 amino acids. Gene Ontology annotation, cellular component: plant-type cell wall. NCBI's taxonomy places the organism in Eukaryota, Fungi, Ascomycota, Sordariomycetes, Xylariales, Hypoxylaceae. The record is from RefSeq and is a predicted model, not a curated record. Gene Ontology annotation, biological process: xylan catabolic process; arabinan catabolic process.